CAUCUGAGGGACAGUGACCUCACCUGUGCGUGGGGGCGGGGUCACGCGGCCUAAGUCUGUUCACAAGGAGACGUGCUUCUCGCUAGACCUCAUUAUCUUCUCUCAACUGUGACUGGGUAAAGGUGAGACGACACUGAUCUCUCCUGUUGACUCAGGACCUGCAGCCAUCGAGAGUCUGGUGACGCCGCCAUCAACGAACACUCGUCACUCUCCGACUGCGUGUGACGCUGAAGUCUUCAAACCAACGAUGUCAGAACAACCUGCCUCCUUGCGCCCUCACCCGAACGAAGACGCAGCUGUUGGAAGCAAGACACGGAGGAGGCCCCGAGGCAAGCGAGCUGGACGAGGCCCGUCCCAGGACACAGCUGACACACCCGCACACCAGGAGCCGUGCAACUCGCUGUCCUCGGAGGGCACCGCCACACCCUCUUCCCAAGGGUCAUGCAACUCGCUGCCAGAGUCGCUGUCUCCAGAGGUCACUGCCACAUCCAGCCCCGAGGAGCCGUAUGACCCGCUGCGAGAUGUGGAGCCUCCAGAGACCAUCCCUAGAUAUGCCUCGGAAAUGUGGCGAAGUCAGAUGCCUGAGAAGGUGGCCCGUGAUCCUUGUGUCAGUGGAUGGUUUGACGCGAAGGUGAAUGGCAUGCUGGACACCACGCCCAUCACCCCUUGGAGCUUGUUCCAUCGCGGCGCCCUCAUCAACAUCGUGGAUGAGAAGGAGACAUACGCUGACGCAGCUCUUGUCCUGGAGCACAUACUGCGCCAGGAGGUGCGCGAGGGGACGCUGCGCCUGGUGGAGUAUUACAACAGCGACGUGGACAAAGCAGGAAGAGACACGGAGAAGAUUGCUAGAGAAUUUGUCAAGAUAGAUGUCUCAUCUGCCACCGCUGCUCCCGACAACCCGCGUCCCCAGGAGUCAGGUGCUGCACGCCGCUAUCGUCACGCCCCAAGGCUCUUUGGCUGCUCCAUCUGUUACGCCCACCUUCCGUCACGCCGCAGUCUGGAGAAGCACUUCCUGACACACGACGACAAGGACGACAUUAAGCUGGCAGUGUGCGCAGCGUGUGGCUUUCCAGCGGCCCAUACCACCAUGUUGGAGUGGCACGUGUUCGUGUUCCACCAAGACGUCGGCAGAAUGCUCGUCAGCCGUCGCUGGCAGCGUCUCCGUCACAAGGACCACAGCGGAUGCUCGUUUUGCUGUAACCCGGACUCUGGCGUGCCGGACGCCGCCUGCCUGCCUUCCUUUCUGUAGGUCCUGUUGGAACUUUACAAAACUGCCGAGACUGACCUGCCGUUCCUCAAAGACAAAUCAGCAGCGCCACCUCAGGGACUGCCAGGCUAGGAGUGUCGCAUUCCCUAUCCAGAAGAGUUUACGCCCUGCAAACCCUGCUCUUCUGCCCGCGUGAUGGCACGCUGACUUCAGAUUGUAUUUUGUUUGUAAGCAACCGACUAAUUAUGAGUUAAACUUGUCAAAUUAUCUUAUAUUUUGAUGACCUUUUGUAUUGAAUGAAUAAAAUGAAAUUAGUUUUA
This is a messenger RNA of Scylla paramamosain (green mud crab), 1527 nucleotides long. RefSeq lists its product as uncharacterized. The transcript is spliced from 2 exons. The record is from RefSeq and is a predicted model, not a curated record. The coding region runs from base 248 to 1249 and encodes 333 amino acids. Lineage: Eukaryota; Metazoa; Arthropoda; Malacostraca; Decapoda; Portunidae.